Panonychus citri (citrus red mite) is the source of this 4034-nucleotide messenger RNA. Its product is annotated as GTPase-activating protein skywalker-like. Bases 254 to 2404 code for a protein of 716 amino acids. The transcript is spliced from 2 exons. NCBI's taxonomy places the organism in Eukaryota, Metazoa, Arthropoda, Arachnida, Trombidiformes, Tetranychidae. The record is from RefSeq and is a predicted model, not a curated record.
UUCGAUGCGCCCCCUAGCGGAUAGAGAAUAAAAUGUUUCUCUUUUAAUUCUCUUCUAAAGUCAUAAAGAGAGAAUAAAUUUUUUAUUAUUAAUUGGUGUUUUGUUUUUCUUUUUUUGCUUGGUGGUUGUAAAUUGUUUUCUUUUUUUCUCUCUCUCUCUCUCCCUCUAUCUCUAUCUCUAUCUCUAUCUCUCUCUCUUUUUCUCGCUUUCUCUCUGUUGUUAUCUAACUAAUUAAACACUGAUUGUGAUUACAAUGUUUAUAAUAAAUGUUUAUAAUAAUCCUCCUCUGGAGGAAUGGGUAAAAUCCCGUAACCAGUCAAAGUUGAAAACUCUGUGUCGAAAAUUCCAGAUCCCCUGUAAUUCACCAAUUCGUACCAAUUUAUGGCCAUCUUUAUGUCGAUCAUAUAAGAAAACAACCUCUGAGCCUCAAUUUGAAGAUCUCCUUAAAGCUAAUUUACUUUCACCUUCCUCAUCUGCAACAGUAUUUGUUAAUGAUGGUGGUGGCGGGCAAUCUGAUAGAGGAGGAGGAGGAGGAGGAGGAGGAGGUGUUGGUGUUGAUGGUAGUAGUGGUAUUACUGGUGGCGGUGGAAGUGCAACUAAUAAAGGAUCAAUUACUGGUAGAAAUAAUAGUAAAAAUAAUAAUCGUAGUAGUGGUGGUGGUGGUGGUGGUGCAAGUGUUGUUGAAAUGCAGGUAUUACAAUUGUCUACAUCAUAUUCUAAUGGGAUGAUUACCGAUCGUUUACCUGGUGAUUUACCUCGUAAAUUACCUUCUUUUGUUGAUCCAAAUUAUUGUCGUUAUUUUAAGUUAAACCCUGAUGGACAAAGAUUAAUUGAACGUAUUCUAUGGAUUUUAGCUCUCAAACACAAUGAGAUUACCCUUUGCCCAUUAUUAUAUCCAAUUGCGGCUCUUUUUCUUCAUUAUUAUGACAUUACUCAAACAUUAACCUCAUUAACCUAUUUAUUGGAAGCACCUUCAUCAGGUAUUGGUGGUAAAGAAGGACCUUAUCUAUUGCCCCAAUCGAGAACCCAAAUUGUCCGUCAAGCUUAUGUUCUACUACGAUUAACAAAUAAAUUUGGUUUCCUUCCAAGGCGAGGUUUUUUCACUGAACAACGGGAUCGUUUGAUUAAAGAAAAUGAAAUGGACGCUUGUUUCCUUGAUUGGUUAAAAUGGAUUUUCAUUGGUCUACCCUUUGAACAUGUUGUCAGAAUAAUGGAUUGUUUCCUGGUAGAAGGAACAAAAUUUCUUUAUCGUAUUGGUUUAACAUUAUUAAUAUUGUAUAAAAAUUCCAGACCAGUAUCACCACCUUCUCGUCUUGGUAUGAUUACUAAUAACACUUCAACCAACAUAAAUAACCUAAACAACAUUAACUCUACCAACAAUAUUAACAAUGGUUCCUCUGCCACUUCUGCUGCUGCCACCAACAACUUUAAUACAUCAAAUACAUCAACAUCUACAUCAAACACCACCUACAAUAACACUUCAACAACAACAACAAAUUCCUCCUCCUCUUCAUCAUCUUCAACAUCCUCUUCGUCACCAUUCACCUUGGACCUGAUGUUGUCCUUUUGUGAGACAAUCAAAUUAACACCCGAUGAGCUAAUAACCGUGGCAACCCAAUUACGACGUUUAUCUCGUUCAAAAAUUGACCGAACCUACAAGGAAGCCUCCCACCGAACGGAAAAAUUUAAAAUACGCUCAGCUCCACCAUCACCUUAUCAUCAUUCACAUCAUCUGGGUUAUAAUGAUCUUACUCCAACCUCAUCAAGGAAACUUGAAAUGAUCAGCCUUGAUUCGGUUAAAAUAUCUGAUUGUACUCGGAUAGCACCACGAUCUCUUAAAUCAUCAAUAUGUGAUUGGCAAUUAUUAGAUAUACUCUGGGAUUGGAUACCUGAAAGAACACUCAUCAAAGAACCGGUCAUCAUCUUCUGUUCAGAUGUCCAUGGAAAUUCAUUGUCUACAUUUUAUGCUAAAAAUGAAACUGUUGAACAAUCAAUUUUACUCAUAAAAACAGUCAACAAUGAGAUCUUCGGUGCUUUUUGCUCAACCUCAUGGUCUGAUCGAUUAGGAUUUGAUCGUAAGGGCGCAGCGAAACAAUAUUUCGGUACCGGGGAAACAUUCCUAUUCACAUUAAAACCAAAGGUUGCUUAUUAUCCCUGGGUUGGUACCAAAGAGUAUGGUUCAGACCAAACGAGAAACAUUCCUUGUUCAUGUCAACUCUUUAUGGCCGCUAAUGCCAAAAUGAUUACCAUUGGUGCUGGUAACGGAGUUGGCCUUUGGUUAGAUGAAAAUCUUACCAAAGGUAAAACGGAACGUUGUGAUACUUUUAAUAACAAACCAUUAUGUACCAGUGGAGACUUUGCAUGUUCCAUUGUUGAGGUUAUUGGCUUUAUUUCAUCAUGGUGAUAUUAUUAUAUUAAUUAUUAUCUUCGUUAUAACCACAUAUACAUACACACACAUAUUUAUCAUAUAUCAUAUAUUACUCUGAUUAUUAUCCAUCCACACACACACAUAUAUAUAUACCUUUAAACACUCCUCAUCUUACAUCUCUCUCCCUCUCCCUCUCUCUCUCUACCAUCUCCUGCCCACUCCCACCAUCACGAUGCAAUAUCUUUAUACAUACAGUCUUUAUCCUUCAUCUUUUCCCUUUUAUCCUCUUUCUCUCUCUCUCUCUCUCUGUAAGUUAUAAUGUCUUUAUUUUCUUGUGUUGUUGUUGGUUUGUAGGUUAAGUUUCAAGUGAUUUACACACAUCGAUGUUUUUGUUAAUUGUUUAGUCGAAAAAAUUGUUUUUUUCUCAUCUUCUUAUUUUUUGCUGAAAUUUAAUCUACUUAAUUGUUUAGUUUAUGGCGCUGAUACUAUAACUUAACCAGCAACAUCCCACCUUAAUCACCACCACCACCACCAUUACCCAUCACCCACCAAAAUCAUCAUCACUUGAUCACCUUACAAAAAAAAACAAAGAUGAGGAUAAACUGUGUGUGUGUAUAUAUAUAUUUAUAUUUACUCUAGCAAUCAACAAAUUAUCAGAAUUAUUUUAUUUUGCCCAUUUAAAAAAGCAAUAUUCAACAAUUAGCCCAAACCCCUUUGGUUUACAAUGGUUUACAAUUAAUUGUAGCUUUUUCCAACCUUUCUCUCCACCUUUCUGACAUUACAAUUACAAUUAUAAUUUCAUUUCAUUUCAUUAAUCAAAUUUUUCUUGUGUUAUUGUCUAGUCUAUAUUUAAGCAAUUAAAACACCAGAUAUAUCAACAAUUAAUAUAUAUAUAUAUACAUACAUACAUAAUAUUAAAUAACAAUGACAAUUAAUUUAAUUUAGUAGCGUGUUUUAAAUUAGCAAACAAUUUUAAAUUGUCACUUAAUCAGUUGUAAUCUAUUUUAUCUGAUCAGUAUUAAUAUUCAAAAACAAACAAAAAAAACAACAACAACAAAAUAAUUUGAUUUGAUUUGUCAAUUUUACUCCGUGUGAUAUAAAUAUAAUAUAUUUUAAUUGUUGUCACAAUUUUAAUCACCAUCAUCAUCAAGAAUCUUAAUCAUUUUAAUCAUCGAAAAAAAAAGUUAAUUGUUAACUAUUGAUUGAAGCUUUUUGCUUUUUCUUUGUCUCUUUGGAUAACAUUUUAAUUGGAAAACAGUAUGUUAAUUGUUAACAAUUAAACGUUACAAUCAACUUGUUGGUUUUGUCUUUUAUGUGUUUAAUUAAAAAAAGUUGUUAUUAAUAAUAAUGAUUAAUUAAUUGCAAAAUUUAACAACAACAACAACACCAACUAAUCAACUGAAAUACUUUGAAUAAUUAAUUGUAAUUUAAACUUUUUCCCAAUUGUAUCUAAUUGUCAAAUCACCUUAUGUAUUUACCUUUAAUCCUAUUAAUUUAAAUUGUUCAUUCAAAUUUACUCAGGGUAAGUAGUUAAUUAAGUUAAUCAAGAAGAAGAAGAGAAAAUAAUUAAGCCUUGUUAUAUUGUAAUGAACAAAGAAACCAGAAGAAAUUAAAUUAAUUAUUGAACAAAUUAUUGGACAGCAAUUAAAAUGAAAAAAAAAGUUAA